GCUCCGCGCGCACGCAGCCCUGGUUUAUGAGGGAAAAUGUAUCGUCUCGGCCAACAGUCUAUCUCCAGGAUCGCUUUCGAUUUCUUUUUGUCCACUGUGCCGCGGGAAUAUUUUCAUCUUACGAGACAAUACAAUAAAGGCUGGUCUUGUAUUGGCUGAUUUUUGGUGAUUUUUUUUCUUAAAUUGCACGAAAAUGCCAAGGACCAAGAAGAAGAACAGCAAGGGGGGGCAGCAUGGAAAUGUGCAGCCCUUCAGUGAUGAGGAUGCCUCGCUUGAGACCCUCAGUCAUUGCAGCAGCUUCAGUGACGGCAUCAGUGUAGCAGAUGAAGGUGGAGAUGCCAGUGAGGACGCAGCCCAGGAGGAUUUCCAGUAUAAGCUAAAGGGGUUCAUAGACAGCACUGUGGACAAGAGUGCGAAGACCAGACAGGGGGCGCUGGACGGGCUCAAGACGGCCAUGGCCACACGGAUCCUGUACGAGUUCAUCUCGGAGAGAAGGAUGACCAUCACCGACAGCAUCGAACGCUGCCUCAAGAAAGGAAAAGGCGAGGAGCAGCGGGCAGCAGCUUCUCUCGCCUGCUUGUUGUGUAUCCAGCUGGGAUCGGGAAUCGAGAGCGAGGAAGUGUUCAAAACCCUGAAGCCCAUCUUCAAAAACAUCCUGGCAGACGGCUCGGCCAACAUCCAGGCCAGACAGGCGGUGGCGACAAGUCUGGGCCUGUGCACGUUAGUGGCAGAAGAUGACAUUUUGGACGUGCAUUCCACCAUGGAGUGUUUCGAGAACCUGUUCACCCGGUCGUACGCGCGGGCGGACGGUACCUGUCCUUCGAUCAGUCCCCAGACGAGCCAGCUGCACACCAACGCCCUGCUGUCCUGGGCUCUGCUGCUCACCAUCUGCACCAGCAACCAGCUCAAAGACAUCCUGCGCAAACACCUGCCAAAACUGCAGAGGUUGCUGGAGAGCGAAGACGUCAACAUGAGGAUUGCAGCAGGGGAGACCAUCGCCCUUCUCUUCGAGCUGGCCAGAGACAUGGACCCUGAGUUUGAGUUUGACGACUGGGACGAGCUGUGCGACCGGCUGAACGCGCUGGCCACCGACUGCGUCAAGCACAGAGCCAAGACGGACAAGAGGAAGCAGCGGUCCGUGUUCAGGGACGUGCUCAAGGCUGUCGAGGAGGGAGAUUUCCAAUCUGAGACCAUCCGCUUCGGGACAGAGCGCAUGAACAUCGACAGCUGGGUCAGAAAGAGGACUUAUGAUGCAUUCAGAGAGUUUGUGGGCUCUGGGAUGAACUACCACCUGCAGGCGAAUGAAUUUAUCAGAGACGUGUUUGAACUGGGACCACCAAUGCUGGUUGAUUCAGCCACGAUGAAGGCCAUGAAAAUCUCUCGCUUUGAAAGGCAUCUCCAUAACUCCGCUGCGUUCAAGGCUCGGACCAAGGCCAGGAACAAGUUCAGAGACAAGCGGGUGGACGUGGGAGAGUUUUAAUUCAACUGUCUAUUUAUGCUGCUUUGUUCCUGCUUUUUAGAUGAAUUUGUCGUGUUUUGUGAUCACAUGAUUGUCCUUGCCAACACCCGAUUUUUGAGUAUCAAAUGUUCAUCUUCUGUAAACCUAAAAUGUGGUGCUUUUUUUUUUUUUUUCCUCCCUUGUUCUUCACACAGCUAAACCUGAUGAACUAAAUCUUGUUUUAGAUAUACAGGAGGUGAGCGCGUGAUGGUCAAAAUGAUUGAAUGGAGCAUAACUUUCUUACUGUACGUCCACAGAAUAAAAGCAGUGCUGUACCUGUAUUGUAUAUUUGUUUUCCACUGUUGAUAUGUGGCCUUUUGGCCGAUUUUAAUAUAACUUAUGGUUUCGGCACCCUUGUUUUGCACCAUGUAGUUCUAGUUAUUCGAAAUAUUAUCACUUGUGACCAACCUAACACCUUGAAUUUGUAAUAAGUUGCACUCACUAGUUUUACCUUGAGGAUGUUAUUUAUGUGGACUGUUGCUGAAUGUUGUUAGUAUUGGGUAUGAAAUUGAAAUGGGCAAACAUGGUGUAAUAAAAGCUGGAAAAACUGA
Messenger RNA from Salarias fasciatus (jewelled blenny), 2049 nucleotides. It is a transcript of the gene ifrd1, whose product is annotated as interferon-related developmental regulator 1. The record is from RefSeq and is a predicted model, not a curated record. Bases 194 to 1480 code for a protein of 428 amino acids. Gene Ontology annotation, cellular component: nucleus. NCBI's taxonomy places the organism in Eukaryota, Metazoa, Chordata, Actinopteri, Blenniiformes, Blenniidae. The transcript has 12 exons.